CUGUUUCCUCUCUUCACCAGGAGCAGCCGAGUCAGGAAUGAGGAGGGGGCUGGGUUCUUUUUGUCCUUUUUCCUUUUUUUUUGUUUUUCUGCCUUUUUGUUUUGCACAUUUCUAAUCGUCACUAAUUGCGAAGACGGCUUUUGUUUGUUUUUGUUUUUUGAACACUGAAGGAGUUCUGCCAGCAACCAAAAAUGGGGAAAGUGAACAUCUGCCUGAAAAGGAGUUUGAUCAUUGUGACAAGUCUAAUGAUCAUCGUAGGCGCGCUCAUGGUGGCCGGGACCCUUUUCGGCCACGGGCAUUACCACCGGGACGACGAGAUAGAGGACAUGAUUGUGGGCAUCAAAGUCCUGUACGCUCUGACCAUCACUACCCUGAUCCUGCCCAUCAUCGGCUUGUUUGGUGCCUGCAAAGAGAAGAGAUGGGUGCUCAUUGUAUUCAUCCUCGGAAUGAUCCUGUGCAGCCUGUUUGUGCUUUACAUGGCCAUCCAAUUGCUGAUCAUGCGUUCUGUGAUCAUCAAGGUCCUGUCCGUAUUCUACCAAAACAUGCAGCCGAUCAGCGAAGCCAGCGGGGUCGAUCUGACCGUGCUGGAGGAAACCCAAAAAGAAUUGGAGUGUUGCGGAGUGCAACAGGGCUACGAGGAGUGGGGCUACAACAUCUCCGCGUCGUGCCUGUGCAACGACACCUCGGCCGACUGCGUGGCGGCCCCCAGCAACAGCAGCCUCUUCCAGCUGGCGGACGACAAUCCCGUCAUGAUUUAUAAAGAGGCCUGUCUUCCGAUCCUCCUCUCACAUUUAAACCUGGCCAUUGACAUCGUGGUGGGCUCCUCGGUGGGCUUGACGUCACUGUGGGCGCUGUCCUGCGUGCUGAGCAUCGCCGUCCUGUGUCAGCUGAAAGAGAAAAAGGACACGCUGGUGGUGGCGUACAGUCGGGAGGCCAAAACGGGCAACUACGCCGUCCUCGCCGAGCCCGCCGAGCUCACCUGACCGCGGCAAAGUGUUCGGGUCGGGUUGUGUUGACCUCAAAGGUAAAGCCAUGAGAGUGGAAUCGGAGCUUCAUUUGAACGUCACCAAAAUAUGCACCCUCAAAUUAGUCUAUGUUGUUCAUAAAUUGUGCAAUUGAAUGCAAAUCUGUGAGUCCUCCACUGGCUUUUGCAUGUAAAGGAUGUUUUUGAUAUGUUUACAGUAUAUUGUUUAUUGUUUGUUUUAAAAAUGAAAACUGAAUCGUGCAAUAAAAUG
Molecule: messenger RNA, 1235 nt
Organism: Syngnathoides biaculeatus (alligator pipefish)
Lineage: Eukaryota; Metazoa; Chordata; Actinopteri; Syngnathiformes; Syngnathidae
Product: tetraspanin-8-like
Exons: 9
Coding region: 192-983 (263 amino acids)
Cellular component (GO): membrane
Source: RefSeq, a predicted model, not a curated record